Messenger RNA from Lasiodiplodia theobromae, 1494 nucleotides. RefSeq lists its product as uncharacterized. Bases 1 to 1494 code for a protein of 497 amino acids. The transcript is spliced from 2 exons. The record is from RefSeq and is a predicted model, not a curated record. NCBI's taxonomy places the organism in Eukaryota, Fungi, Ascomycota, Dothideomycetes, Botryosphaeriales, Botryosphaeriaceae.
AUGCGCUCACUUUCGUGCCCGCUGGCCUGCAUGGCCUUCCUUCUGCUCUUCUUCCUUGGCGUCCAUGCUGGCAAUGCUGGAAGCUCCAACGCUGUCUGCCUCAGCGCUUUCGCGCCUGAGUGCCAGUGGCCCGUCAGCGAGCACACCAAGGCCGCCUGCUGCCCUGCCGACCGUCCGAUUUGCACCAGUGUCAUGGGUCACCUCGGCUGCUAUUCCCAAGACGUCAUCCCUCGUGAUGAUGGCUACCCGUACUCCACCAUCACGUUGGAUUUCGGUGACAACGCUAAGACUUCGACCACUUCGUCCGAGGUGAUCUCGUCUCCGACAACCUCCGCCAGGACUCUUUCAUCCGGUGCUCCCACGGCGAUCUCGAGCUCGCUCUCCACGGAAAGCUCACACACUGAUGACGUGAAACCUUCCACCAAGACAGUCCUCACUAUCGACUAUCCAGAAGAUGGCACUUCCACCACGACAGUCACUGCCAGCCCUUCAACGGUCACUGUCAACCCUUCUAUCUCCACUUGCGAUAUCGACUGCAGGACCUCCAGUGAUUAUAUCGUCGUGUCAGGUAACUACACGGGUUCUGUUGCGUCCAGGACGACCACUUAUUCGCACGAUGCCACCCCACGGACUACGGGCCCUUACUUCUCGGAGUAUACUGAGACUGUCUGGUACACGGGAGGCCGCCGGAACACCUGGAGCUGGAGCACUUUGAACCGUCAGGCUCCUACCGCCGCAGUCGCCGCUCGCGAGCUCACCAGCAUUUCGCUCGCUAAGAGCGACGUCAUGACAGUCACUGUCAAGAAUGCGGAGACAACUUAUCCUCUGGCGCUGAUCACUAACAGCGCAGUUUCUAUUCCGUCUUCAUGCCAGCGUCUUCUCACUGGUACUGGCUCAGCAGGCACCCCUCUUUACUACACUUACGUUGCGCGUGAGUGCACCAGUGCUUCUACGACGACCAUUUCCAGCACGUCAACCACGACGUUGACUUCCAUCUUCGGCUCGGUCGAGAGUGCCGGUGUUGCUGCUGAGACUUCCAUGAGCUUCGAUCUUGCCCCCUCCUCGGAGCUCGACAAGACGACCGUGUCCACCACGAUUACCGGCACUUGCGCUGGUGCUAGCACCAUCACCAUCACCGUCCAGGAGACCCCUAGCACUUCGACUGUCACGGCUUUCUACAACACGACGGUCAUCGGCUCUAUCACGACCUCUUCGCUUGUCAUCACCAGCAGUGAUCCUUCUUCGAGCAGUUCUGAGUCCUCGGACCCCAGCAGCACCGCUGACGCAGUCACCACUGGCGAUCCCAUGAGCUCGACCGUACUUAGCAGCUCUAUGCCAAGCAUUUUCACGCCCCCGACGACUCCGACAACGCCUCUGGCAUCCAACACGCCCGGUACUCCUGCCCCAACCGUCUUUGAUGGUGGUGCUGGUGUUGUUCAGGUCAACCAUGGCAUGUUGACCAUCCUCGCCUUUGCCUUCUUUAUUUUCCAGUAA